UGGUUGGGCCAAAAUGCGAAAAUGCGAAAAUGCCAAAGCCAGAAGCAGAGGCCCAAGCGAAGGCAAAGCGAGAGGACUUCUUCGCCGCCUCGGACGUCUUGGCCGUUAUUAAUCAUUGUACAUUUGGCUGUCACCGAAAAAGGCCGCGAAUUCGGCAGCAACAGCCGUUGCGAGAGAGCGAGCGAGAGAGAGACAGAGAGCACGAGAGAGGGAAUAAGGAAUAGCCAAGGAGCAAGUGAGAGAGCGAGUCGUCACGCACACACACCUACGGCCACGUAAAUCGAAGCGAAAAAGAAACAAAAACGACAACUACAACUACACUUACGGACUGACCAGCGCACACACACACGUUGAACCACCACUCAGCCGCACGCGUGUGAGUGAGACCGAGAGACGAAACGCCGCUUUUCGUGGACGUGCGACUUUAAAUUCGUCGCCGUGCGGAAAUUCGCCGCGCUAAAAUCAAAAUUCACUCAAGUCCGCCGCGGUAGUUUGUCGCCGCACUUUAGCCGCUCAGGUUCGUUCACGUCACAAUAUCCUUCGACGAGCGCGAGAGAGAGGUCGCAUCAGCGAACGCACCGCACCGCACCGUAUGCCGCAUGUCCUUUCGCUGAAAUUCGCACGCCGCAGCGGUAAACAUUCGCGCACAAAGUGUUUGAUUGUCCUUGUCACCCCCCCAAACAAUAACAAUAACCGCCUUCCAUGUGAACUUGAUAAAGUAAAUUAAUCAUCGCAGGACGAAAACGCUGAAUAAACGUUAAAAGCUGUGCUUUCUAACCAAAACAAAAAGAUAAACAAUCUUCAAAUCUCCCGCCUUCGUUGGAGGGCUCAUAUCACAUUUCUCCCCGGAAGUUCCAAAAAAAGGCGCCAAGCUGUUCGACAACGGCCUCAAGUUGGAUAUUUCCAGCUACCCCCACAUGAACAUCCGCAUGGGCACCAAGGGCAAGCGGCCCCUGCGGAGCCUGACGCCCCGCGACAAGAUCCAUGCCAUCCAGCGCAUCCACGAUGGCGAGUCCAAGGCCUCGGUGGCCCGGGAUAUCGGUGUGCCGGAGUCCACGCUGCGCGGGUGGUGCAAGAACGAGGAUAAGCUGCGCUUCAUGUCCCGCCAGUCCAGUGCCGACAAACUCUGCGCCGACUCCAUGGCGGACAAGCUGGACGUGUCCGGUGGGGGUCCGCUGGGACCCAUGGGACCUCUGGGCCCGCCCGAGAAGCGCCAGCGCCUGGACGCGGGCGCUUUGCCCCUGAACUUCUCCAACAAGCUGAAGUUUGACGAGCUGGCUGGCUUCAAGCGAUCGCCUCUCAAUGGCCUGGACUACAGUACAAACAAGAACCUGACGGAGCUGAGCUACAACGGUCUGCCCGUGGACUAUGUGGCCUUCAAUGGGGUCAAGAACAAGGUGUUCGGGGCUGAUAUCAACCGACCCGGCGCUGCCGCCGAUCCCUCCCUGAACGCCAUCAGUCCGCUCUCGAGCCUGACGCAUCUCUCGGGGCUGACGGGCAUCCAGCAGAGUCCCCUGGCGAUCAGCUUCAAUGAACUGACCAACAACCUCAACCUGCUGGCACAGCUCAAUCCCGGGCUGGCGGCCAUGUCGGGGCUGAGCAGUUUCCCACCCCGAAACUCCAAUCCCAAUCCCAAUGCCAAUCAAAACCCCAAUGCCAAUCCCAAGACGCCCCUGCAGGUGCAGAGUCCCAGAAGCGAUAGUGGAGAUCGAGCUCCAUCGGGUUUAUCGGUGAAGAACUGGGCCAAGCAGAAGCCACCCGGGGAUGCGGGCAGUCUCAAUCUGAGCAUCAAGAAGGAGGUGAAGACGGGCGACAUCAAGAGUCCCAGCGGACCGAUUGCACCCCCGCAGAUGAUGACGCUCUCCAACCUGGCCGAGGAUCCCUUGCUCUACUGGCUCAAGUCGCAGCAGACGAUGCUGGGCCUGAACCAUCUGUAUCCGCCCACGAUUCCUCUGGGCGUGACCAGUCCCCCGAUCCGCUCUUCCACGCCCCAGCACAUGAGCCAGCAGCAGCCAGGCCAGACGCCGCCUAUACCCUCUGCUCCGCUGACACCAUCGUCCACGCCAUCGGGCAGCCUGGAUGAGAAGAAUGCGGCGUGGUACAACUGGUGCAAAGCCUUCGGAGCCAGCCUGCACACCCUGAAUCCCAAUGCCGCGACCCUGGCCGCCCUCCAGGCCAACUCCCUGCAACAGCAGGCGGCCAAUGCGGCAGCCGCCGAAGCAGGAGGCAGCGGCGACCCGUCCAACAUCCUAUACUCCCAUCUCACCAAAGAGACUGAGACGCCAUCGGUGCGCAGCCUGUCCUCCAACGAGCCGAAUGCCGAGGCCGAUGAGGCCACAGAAACCGAUCUCGAAGGCGAAGUGGAGACCGAGGCGGAGACGGAGGGCGCGGGAAAGCCAGAGGAUCUAUCGGCGGCCGGCAAAGUGAUGACGCCCUCGCAAAGUCCCGUGGCCAACUCUCCGCAAGGCAACAGUAGUCCAAGGACCAACAACCUAGAAGAACCACAAAAUGAUCCACAGAGUGACUGCAAGAAGAUUCUAGAUAAUAUGCUGUUUAAGAUAGGAGCACCGCUGAACCCGGAACCGGAAGCGGGUUGCGAGUCCGAGGGCAGCUUCAAUGACACGCACACGAACAAUAACGAUGUCAGCGCCAGCAAUAACAACAACAAUAACAAUUCCAACAAGACGGACGAGGAGGAGAAGGCCAGAUAUCUGCAGGAGUGCAGCGGAGAUGACGACGAAGAUGUGGAGGCCAUACGGCACGGCGAAAAGUUCCUGCAGUGGCUGGAGAAUUGCAGCAAUCCCCGGGUGACUGCAGUGCAACUGAUGCAGUUACGAUUCCUGAUCGCCGCCAUAAAGUCGGGAAACGAGAUGGCUCCCGUUCCUGUUCCCACACCCAACGCUGUGGCCGUGUCCUGCGAACCGGACAAUGCCGAGGACACCACCGGUGAGCUGGAGGAGAGCAGCAGCCGGGGCAAAAGCCGCCGCCGGAAAUAGGAAAAGCCAAAGUUGGCGCCCACGGAGCCAGCCACGGAUACGAAUACAAAUACGAAUGACUCGAGCCAGCCGGCGCUCCUGGGGGGCCCGGCUGGAGGAUCUAGCCAGGUGCUGGACCCCGCAUCCCGGUGCCAUGUGUAUGCGCCAGCCGUCUACCAAUCGUCGGCCACGUUACUAAGCUCCCUGUUCUUCCCCCCCUACGAAUUUGUACAUUGUGACCUCGACGACGACCCGACUGACGACGACUGCCAGAUCACGGGCGAGUACCAGCAGUACGACGAACUGAGCUCCAGCUCCAGCUAGACUAGGACCUGGACUCGGACUGCUCCUCCGAAUUUACGCGUAUCUCCUCUUCCUCCUCCUCCCAGCUGUGAACCUAUCGAGCCAGAGUUGGAUUCGGGCGCUUAACUACUUUCAGUCUUUUUCGAUUCAAUUCCAUUGUAUUAAUAUUAAUUAAUCGUACGGGUUAACAUAAGUGUAUAUAUCGAAGAAUCUCUCCUUGUAGCUAUUGUGCAUUAACAUUGUCAGUUCGCCCCCGAUUCCUGUGUUCUGUCCCCAUGCAUUCUAGAGAAAUGUUAUAGCCUUUAUUUUAUUUGUUACGCCCCAUUUCGACCUUUGAACCUGCAACAAGGCGCUGGCAAAGUGCAUUUGAUAUCAAGCGUUUUUAAAUUUCGUAUUAUGAUAAAUGCAAAUGUAAUAAGAAUGUGCUCAAAAGAAUUUUCUUAA
Molecule: messenger RNA, 3722 nt
Organism: Drosophila kikkawai
Lineage: Eukaryota; Metazoa; Arthropoda; Insecta; Diptera; Drosophilidae
Gene: dan
Product: protein distal antenna
Molecular function (GO): DNA binding
Source: RefSeq, a predicted model, not a curated record